CAAACAGGAAACAGAUGCUCGCCGCAGUUCGUCAUUGGGCUUACCAGUGCGCCUCUGCUGGGUUCACUUUGCAUAAACAAAUUCUGUACAUGUUCAGUGAUUUUAAACCAAUGUCAAUUUUGACCAUAUAAUAGAAGCAAUGAACGGAACUACAAAUCCGCUUUUGGAUAAAGAGGAGCAUGUGUUGAAGCUUGGAGAGAGCUUUGAGAAGAAGCCCAAAUCGUCCUUCCAUACAAUCAGAUACGAUUUCAAACCAGCUUCUAUCGACACCAGCUGCGAGGGAGAAUUGCAGGUCGGAAAGGGGGAUGAAGUUACCAUAACGUUGCCACAUAUUCCAGGCUCCACACCCCCCAUGACGGUGUUCAAAGGGAACAAGCGGCCCUACCAGAAGGACUGUGUCCUCAUCAUCAACCACGACACGGGGGAGUUUGUGCUGGAGAAGCUCAUCAGUAGCAUCCAGGUCAAGAAAACCAGGGCAGAGGGCAGCAGUAAGAUACAGGCCCGUAUUGAGCAGCAGUCGGUGCGGUCCAACCAGCCCAGCUCCCAGUUCCGGGCCCCCACCAAGCCUGGGGCUGGAGUUAAGACCUCCCCCUCCCCCUCUAAGGACAACCCCUCUCCAGAGCCCCAGCUGGAUGACAUCAAGAGAGAGCUGCGUGCGGAGGUGGAGGUCAUCGAGCAAAUGAGCAGCAGUGGCAGCAGCUCCUCGUCGGACUCGGCCAGCGGCGACGACAGCUCCAGCAGUGACGGUGAACACGACGCACAACCUCCGUCCGCGCCAUUACCACAGCCACCGCCCCACCCCCACGCCUCCCCCAACCCAAACCCGCUGGCCAACGGGGCCCCUGACCGGCAGCAGGGCACCAACCAGCUCAUGAGCACACUCCGAAAUGAUCUGCAGCUCAGUGAAUCAGGCAGCGACAGCGAUGAUGAUUGAAGUUAUAGCCCCGCCCCCACCUUAUCUCUUUUCAACUGUAACGCCAGUUCCAUUAUUCCAAUGCUGUGGUAACAGACUUUUAUUUUAUUUAGUAUUCCCCUCAAAGCUGGCCUACUUCGAUAUUUUACAGUGUAUUUUUUACUACAUGUAUAUUUUUUGCUUUGUAUGAAAGAGAAAAGACAGUCUAGAAGAUUAUCAUUUUAAGGUUUUUAAGUGUGCCCUUUGUGGCCCCCUACCUCCCUCUGAUCCAGAGAACCUCAAAGGUGUAAUAAUAAUUAUGCCUUCAGUUGAUAGGAAAUGUCUAGGCAUAGCACACUUAAAUGUAUUGCUGUGACGAAGAUGCUCUGUAACAGGAGUUCAUUUUAUAAAGGGGCAUGCAAAAAUCGAGCCUUCUGCCAUUUGGAAAUUGAUCACAUUUUCAAAUGUAGAAAAUGUCCAUUUGAAAAUAUUACAAACCAGCGAAAAACACAGGAAAUAGGCUUUAGAGACGACCUGAACCUAAAAGAGAGAGAUUAGAAUCGCUGAACAACACCUAAUACCGUAUGAAUCGGUCUCUGAAAUUAAUGUUUCCACGGUGGACAUCUGAGCUCUGUGGUCGCCCCCUCCUGAAGCCUGUCCCAGCCCACUCUGAAGCACUUUCCAUUUGUUUUCCCCUUUUGUACUUUCAACCACCAAGGAAGCUAUAAACUAUGCUAGGCCUGAAAUAGCGACACGACCCUCUGCCAUACCAAACAACAAGAGCCACCCUGGUGGUAGAAUUGGUUUCAAAGCAUGUUCAGCAAGUAUUCUUUCUGUUUGUCUCGGUUCGACUCAUGUUCUGCCUGUAAGUGUUGUUUGUCAUAGGUUUUCUAUGACGUAAAAUGUCCACUUAUAUAUCUGGAGUUCCGUAACAAAACGCAGUGUUCGUUUAUUAGGUCAUCGUUGAAUUCAGAGUGAUUUGAAGUGAUUCUCCCUUUGGCUCUUAACCAAACUGAGUUAGUUUAUCCACCGAGCUGAGUGAAACAGUACACACACACACACACACACACACACACACACACACACACACACACACACACACACACACACACACACACACACCCACACACCCGUCCUCCACCAGUCUAAAUCCUUCUGUCCAUUUUAAUCUCACAACAGUAACGUUUUUUUCAUGGCAAGCGAAGAACAAUGUAAGAGAAGGAGUCUAAAGUAUUCAGGUUCAGAAAACAUAUAUGUAACGAUGAACAGAUAUUAAAAAUCAAACUACGGCACAUAAAGCAAGUAUGAGCUACCUAAACUAACAAACCGGUAUUGUCUUUCAAUGGUCGUCUCAUUCUUACAAUCUUCAACUUGGAUUGGGACUCAAAUUUAGUUCUUUCAAAAGUCAAUUCAACUGGAAAGCUGCAGGUAGCCAGUCAUGAUUUAGACUUUAGCUUUUUUUACACCUUGUAACUAAGUUAACAUGCAGACACUUUACUGUCCCUUACUGUUUGUCUGUGAUUUCAAAACAUUGUUUUUUGACCUCUUGUAUUGUGCAUUAUACUUGAUGUCUUUUUUAUUCGUAACUUGUUUGUAAGAUAGAAUUUUUUGAAUUGUAUUAAGAGUUUGCAUCAAUUUCAAUAAUGUGUUGUGUCUGUUAGGUGUACGGGCAGUCUUGCACCGUCUUGUCUGCUGGAAGCUGAACAGUACAACCACUGCCCUCUGGUGGUAGACUGUCGGAACUGCAAAACAUUUCAUAAGCCAAGGGAGUUUAAAUGCUUCGAUAAUUAAUUCAGUUGAAGGUGAUUGGCAAGAAUAAUAACGACAGAUGAUCUCAUGAUGUGAUAACAAAUUUAAAAUCUGGACUGACAUACGAGCCUACAGCAAGUUUAUAAUUUGAUUCCCAGACAAAUCGUAAUUAUUCUGAUUAAAAUAGUAAUCAAUAAAAUCCUUUCAGAUUUCCAAAAAUGA
Molecule: messenger RNA, 2863 nt
Organism: Gadus morhua (Atlantic cod)
Lineage: Eukaryota; Metazoa; Chordata; Actinopteri; Gadiformes; Gadidae
Gene: eaf1
Product: ELL associated factor 1
Exons: 6
Coding region: 140-934 (264 amino acids)
Biological process (GO): transcription elongation by RNA polymerase II
Cellular component (GO): super elongation complex
Molecular function (GO): transcription elongation factor activity
Source: RefSeq, a predicted model, not a curated record